This is a messenger RNA of Anguilla anguilla (European eel), 1905 nucleotides long. Its product is annotated as G-protein coupled receptor 151-like. The record is from RefSeq and is a predicted model, not a curated record. Lineage: Eukaryota; Metazoa; Chordata; Actinopteri; Anguilliformes; Anguillidae. The transcript has a single exon. Gene Ontology annotation, cellular component: membrane. Gene Ontology annotation, molecular function: G protein-coupled receptor activity. Gene Ontology annotation, biological process: G protein-coupled receptor signaling pathway. Bases 469 to 1788 code for a protein of 439 amino acids.
UUUUAGAAAUAGCCGAUUUCAUUUUUCUUAAAUCUUACUACAUUUUAAAUAUCAUUUUACGAAUGAAAUCAAUGGUGCCGAAAACAAAUUCACUCCAGGCUAACGCCUACCCCAGUUUGAGGGAAUAUUUAAAUGGGCUUUUUUUCUUCUUGUACAUGAUUUAUUUAAAAAAGCAUUAACUUUUAAUGUUUUUAAUUGGCCCCAUGAGGAUACCGCAAGGGGUAAAAGAAACUUCCCUUAAGCUGGUGGAGGCGUCUGUCAAUCAAGCUGCCGAUAUAUAUACAGCAGCAGACCUCGCGCUGUCAUUUCAGAGACUGCAACAGCUCGAGGAGUGGAACUGAAACUCUUACUUGUUACCUACAUCUGAAUGUUCCGCAGUUGAACUCUACAGCCAAGACGCUUGAACUUUCACAUAAAAAAAGGAUUUCCAAAACUCGGUUUUAUUCACAAUUUUUUUCCUCCUGCAAGAUGGAUCAAUCGCUACAGCAAAGCGUGAAUAUUAGCCAGACGAACAGCUCUAUGGACAGGCACUCAGUCUUCGAAGGGGACAGUCAGGAUUUAUUUCAUUCCCAGGAAUUGAAAUUACUGAUACCGACCAUUGUAGGGAUCAUUUGUGUGGUGGGCUUUACCGGGAACAUGAUGGCGGUGGCCGUCCUGGUCAGCAACGCCCUCAAGAGCAAACUGACCCUCAUCAACGGCCUCAUCCUCAACCUGGCGCUGGCCGACGGGCUGGUGCUGGCGUUCGCUGCCCCCUUCAAGGGCGCCUCGUACACCCGGGCCGGCUGGACCCUGGGCUGGUUCGUCUGCAAGACCUGCGACGGGUUCCUCAACUCCUGCAUGGCGGCAAAGAGCUUCACCAUCGCCGCCAUGGCCAAGUCCUGCUACCGCUACGUCAGCAACCCCGGCAAGCAGGUGAACAUCCGGCAGAAGGCCGUGCUCACCGCCCUGCUCUUCACCUGGCUGUCCGCCUGCCUGGUGUCCCUGCCGCACUGGAUGUUCACCACCCUGCAGCGGGACGGGGAAGGGCAUGGGGACGAGCUGGCGUGCGUCCAGGCUGUGCCCGACUUCGCCCGCGACGCCAUGGCGGUGUACGUGAAGGCGUACCCGCUGGUGGCCUUCUGCGGACCCCUCACCUUUGCCCUCCUCUGCUUCUGGCGGGCAUACGGGCGGUGCCAGCGGCGGUCCAGCAAGACCCAGAACCUGCGCACCCAGAUUCGGUCCCGCCAGCUGACCGUCAUGCUCUUCAGCCUGACGGUCGCCACGGCGAUCCUGUGGCUGCCGCAGUGGGUGUCGUGGGUCUGGGCGCGGCACGCGGAGGAGAACGGGGCCCCGCCCCCGCCGCCGCUCUUCGCCGUCUCUGCCGAGCUGCUCAUGUUCUCCAUCUCGCUGGUCAACCCGCUGCUGGUGCUGACGCUCUCUGAGGAGUUCCGCGACGGCUACGCCGGGCUCUGGCGGCGCUUCACACUCCGGAAGACGCCGCCCCCCAAAAGCAAGAUGGGCCCGCACACGCCCUCCGCGCCCCGGUCCCCCUGCCCCCGCCCCGAGCCCGCUGGACACCCACCUCCACACGCCGCCGACAGGGCGGAGCAGCCCAAACGGGACCGGGACCGGGACCAGGACCCCAAACCGCGGGCCGAGGACCCGGACAGCCCCACCAACAAGGACGGCAUCGUCCUGCCGGACCUGGAGCAGUUCUGGCACGAGCGCGAGACGGGCUCCACAGCGCCGGAGAACGACCCGAUUCCCUGGGAGCACCAGAACCAGGCAGAGGUAACCCAGGAGCGCUGAGCUGCCGUUUCACAACCCAGCGCACCUCCAACCCAACACCCUGCACCGCCAACCCAACACCCCGCACCUCCAACCCAACACCCUGCACCGCCAACCCAACACCCCGCACCUCCAACC